Anthostomella pinea is the source of this 945-nucleotide messenger RNA. NCBI's taxonomy places the organism in Eukaryota, Fungi, Ascomycota, Sordariomycetes, Xylariales, Xylariaceae. The record is from the annotation of a GenBank genome assembly.
AUGGCACAUACGAAAGCGGCAAGAAAACGUUACCAAUCCUCCCGGUCGGAUCGAGACUUUGAAGGCCUAACAAAGGCGAGGCAGGUACAGAAACAGACCAUCAAUAAAGCCCAGACAAAAACAUGGCGUCACCUCAUAGCAGCAGCGUCCAAAGAUAAUAAGAAGCUUUGGGACCUUAAAAGGGCGGCACAGCUGCGCGGGUUCAAACCACGAGAGGCGGGAACGCUCCCGCCCUUAAGGAAACCCGGCUCAAUGGGAGGCCUGACAUCUAAGUUCGACGAGCAGGUAGAUAUCCUAUCAGGGAAAUUCUUCCCUUUUCCAAUAACGGACUUGUCCGAUAUUCCGGAAGAUUUCAAUACCGGACUAGACCUUUUUGAAAGGAAGUUUGCCAUAAGCAGGAAGGUAGACGAGACGGACAUUAAGGCAGUUCUUGACUUGAUGAAGCCUUGGAAGGCCCCAGGCUGGGACUUUCUGCCAACAGAAUUCCUUAAAGCGUGCGGCAAACCGCUGAGAGUGGCCCUGGCGGAGGUCGCGGAAUGCUCGUUCGUUCUGGGCGAGUGGCCGAAGCAGUUCAAAACGGCAUCAAUAGUGGUAUUACCAAAAGCCGGAAAGACACCAGAAGAGAAGACCCUUACAGGGGCCUACCGGCCUAUCGCGCUUCUUAGCUGUAUGGGGAAAGUCAUAAAAAAGGUUAUCGGUAACCGUAUGAUAGAGACAGCAGAGACACACGGGCUCCUUCCUGAGGGCCAAAUGGGGAACCGUAAGGAUAGGUCAACAGAACAUGCGAUCCGUAUAGUAGUCAAAACAGUCCAUACAGGAUGGAGCUACAGCACGGUAGCCACGCUGAUACAGCUGGACAUCACGGGGGCCUUCGAUGCCGUCAUCUUUACGCGGCUCCGCCACAUUCUGUGGAAGAAGGGAUACCCCAUGUGGAUUAUCAGAUAG